Linnemannia hyalina is the source of this 420-nucleotide messenger RNA. The record is from the annotation of a GenBank genome assembly. NCBI's taxonomy places the organism in Eukaryota, Fungi, Mortierellomycota, Mortierellomycetes, Mortierellales, Mortierellaceae.
AUGGGUGGAACUGUCUGGAACGAGUGGGCACGCUUGAUGUGCUUGACUGCAUCAUUUGUUGUCUUUGUGGGAGGCGCCAUGGGAGUCUUCCAGCCCUUUCCUGCAUUCUCCGUCUUGGGAAACUUGGAAGGACUCUACGCUUUGCCAGUACCGGUGCUUCCUGUCAUCUUAACUGUGCUAGGAGUAGUCGUCUGGGUGAUGGAAUACCCGCUCAUCUUGACAGAGUACUUCAACGGCCCACGGUCAUACAUUCCAAAAGUCGCCUUCUACAUCCCCGUCGCCGUCAUUUCAAUGCUUGAGGCCCACACAAUCAACGGAGGUGUCUAUCUUGCCAUUGGAACCAUCGCUUAUAUGAUGGCUGUCCGAGCCGAUUUCUUGAAAGAAGCUUCUUCGUCUGGAUCCUUUGGUCGUCUUCCGUAA